Chironomus riparius is the source of this 1718-nucleotide messenger RNA. NCBI's taxonomy places the organism in Eukaryota, Metazoa, Arthropoda, Insecta, Diptera, Chironomidae. The record is from the annotation of a GenBank genome assembly.
GUUUCUCAGUUGUUCCUUGCCGGUCAUUUCAAGAUAGACUAUUAAGCAGGUAGCAUUGAAUCACAAAAGACUUAAAAAAAGACGUAUUUUUAAAAAUUAAGAAGAAAAUGCUAAAACUUUUACUGAUAAUUCCGAUUUUACAAAUUGUUUGUACGUCGGCUCAAGAAUCUCCAAUCCAAAGUGCAACCCAAACAGAAUCUCCAUGGAUGGUUUACUUUGAAGUUAAAGGCCAUCGAUGCGGUGGUGCAAUGAUUGAUGACUAUCACGUCUUAACCGCUGCUCAUUGCUUUGAUCGCAUUAAAUACUCGGAAUUUAAAAACACCAGAAAAUUGCGAGAAGCACUCAAAAUUCGAAUUGGUGAAUGGAAGACAGAAAGUGAUCCAGACUGUGGAGAAGACGUUAGUGAUGAGGUUUGUGACACGACGGCUGAUAUUUUACCAAAGGAAGUGAUUCUCCAUGAGAAAUAUAACAAAAGAGACCAAGAUAAGAGAUUUCAAUACGAUAUUGCAAUUAUUAAGCUUGGAUGGCCACCAAGGAGGUCGGAGGUCAUCAAUGUUCUUCGAUUGACGAACCCUGAACGAUGUGAGGAGGCAACAAGUGGCGAAUUCUGGAAGACAACUGGUUUUGGCGGAGAUUCUAAAGUCAAAAAGCGAAUGGAAAUGGUUUUAUUGUCACAUGAAGAAUGUGUCAAGAGCAUCGAUGAAUCACAUCUGCGUAAACUUAACGAGGAUGUUCAUGUCUGCGGACGAGGUUUGAAUGGCGAAAAGACAUGCAAGGGUGAUGCAGGAAGUCCAGUCACAAAUCUGGUCGAAGGAAUUCCAUACUUACAGGGCAUUGUGACAUUUACUGAUGAAGAAGAAUGUAUUGAAACUGAAACAAAUACAGCAUCUGUCUUCUUAAGAGUUCCAUGCUUUUACGAAUGGAUCCACUCAAAGGUUCCAAACAUUAGCCAUGCUUUUAUUGAAAAACCAAAACCACCACCAACGUCAGGUGAAAAUGAAGACACUGGAAGUAUUGAAGUUUUUGUUGCUGGUGAGUCUACAACUGCUCGACCACUUGGAACGACUCAUGGAAAAAUUCCACCGCCAACAACAACAACAACAGCAAGAAGUAGAAUUACACCAUCAACUUCAACUAGAUCAACAACUAAAUUCACAACGUCAACUAGAAGAGUUGUAAUUUCAAGAUCAACAACCACAGAAGCGAUUAAGGUUACAAAUGAACCUGAUGACUAUCAUGAUGACAAAGAACCUGAAGCUGAUUCAACCACAAGAGCCACAACACAAGCAUGGAGAAGAAAAACAACACCUAAACCAAUAUCAACAACAAAGCCUGUUGAAACCACAACAGAAGAUGAAUCCAUUCACUUUAAUGUAAAUGACCCAAAAAAUCCAAACUAUUCUUUCAGUAGUGCAAGUGCAAGUAGUGCUAGCAGCUCGGCUAAUAAUGAUAAAGGUCAUUUGUAUGACAUAAGAAUCGACACAGGUGAUGAUAAAGUUGAAGAAACUUCAACGACCGAAACAUCCAAUAGAUUUAAAAAAUUUACAAAGUCUACUAGAGCUACUACCCCAAGCGAUUAUUAAAAGACAGCUUUCUUUUUCUUUUUGAAGUGUUGAAGCAUUUUUUGUAGAUCUUGAAUUCAAAAUUAUGUAAUUUUUGACUAAAAAUAAAAUGUAAAGACUUGAAGCGUUUUUUAAUAAAGUCAUUUUUAGCAAUAA